AUGCCAUCAGCACUCCCAGGCCUGUCGGGUGGUUCAACAAUGUCCUCCUACAAUUCCCUCCUGCCCUCGGCGGCGCGGGGACUCCUGUCGUCAUGCCGUUUACCUCUCCGCCCGAGUCCAAUGGCCCCCGUUUUCUCCAGUGUUCAGCAGCAGGCUCGCGGAAUCAAGAGCAACAAUCCCCAGGCGCUGGCCAAAAAGGCUAAAGAGAAGAGCUCAAAGAAGACGGGGAAAAAGGGACCCCGGAUAUUCAGGCAAUCGGAUCUGAAGAGCGCGCAACAGUUCUCGCUUUGCGAGGCCAUGAGAUACAUCCGUGCGUUCGAAGUUGGUCGCGAGCCAACUAUCACAAAAUACGAAAUCCACAUCCGCUUGAGGACUCAGAAAGACGGUCCCGUCAUCCGUAACAUGAUCCGAUUCCCUCAUUCAGUGCAGACCGAAUCCCGAAUCUGUGUGGUGUGUCCUCCCGGUACGAGGCAUGAAAAAGAAGCUCGCGCGGCCGGUGCCGUCAUCGUGGGAGAGCAGGAGGUUUUCGACGCCGUGAAGGAUGGUCGUAUCGAGUUCGAUCGCUGCAUUGCCCAUCCCGAUAGUUUGCCGGCGUUGAACAAGGCUGGACUGGGUAGGAUUCUGGGUCCUCGGGGUUUGAUGCCUAGCGCAAAGACCGGCACGGUGGUCGAAGAUGUGGCCUCUCGGGUUGAGAUGCUGCGCGGCGGUACUGUCUACCGCGAGCGUGAUGCCGUCAUUCGAUUCCCCAUCGGACAGUUGGCCUUCACUCCCGAGCAGCUGCGAGACAACCUGCGCACCACGAUUGAUCAGAUCAAGAAGGACGCGGCUGGUCUCAACGACCGUAUUAACAAGGAGAUCUACGAAGUGGUGCUGAGCUCGACCAAUGGCCCUGGCUUUAGUCUGACUGGAGACUUCAAGCCCGACGAUUCCUUCGAUACUGCAUCUUUGAGCGGUCUGUAA
Molecule: messenger RNA, 960 nt
Organism: Aspergillus affinis
Lineage: Eukaryota; Fungi; Ascomycota; Eurotiomycetes; Eurotiales; Aspergillaceae
Product: mitochondrial 54S ribosomal protein uL1m
Exons: 3
Coding region: 1-960 (319 amino acids)
Source: RefSeq, a predicted model, not a curated record